This is a messenger RNA of Caenorhabditis bovis, 918 nucleotides long. The record is from the annotation of a GenBank genome assembly. Lineage: Eukaryota; Metazoa; Nematoda; Chromadorea; Rhabditida; Rhabditidae.
AUGGACCGAUUAUGCGACUACAUCGACGAUAAAGUCGACGAUGGGACUUUUCUUCCAUUUAUAUAUGGGGCACAUUUAUUCAUGCGCCGACUUGGAUCUAUGUUAGUAUAUUUUGUCUACUUAAUCUCAUUCUUUCUUGCCGCUACGUCCUUCUUCAUUAUUCUUCCAUAUGAGCAAAUCUACAAAUCAAAAUACCUUCUAUUUGCCCUGUCCAUAAUGGGUCUCUAUUUCUUGAUCAACAUUCAGUUUCACUACUAUAAAGCUCGAACAAUUCCCCCAGUAUUUAAUCCAGGGGAGGAAGGUGACGCAUUUUGUGAAAAGUGCAAUUACUUCAAGAGCGAGAAAACGCAUCACUGCUCAGUUUGUCAGAAAUGCGUUCUUGGAAUGGAUCAUCAUUGCAUUUGGAUCAAUCAAUGCGUCGGUUCUCACAAUCAUCGUCAUUUUUUUCUUUUCAUAUUGAAUCUUGCAUUUGCAUCAGCAACUAUUCUCAUUGCUGGGUUUCCUUCUCUCUACGAUCAUAUAUUCAUUGAUACUGCCGAACAUAGCUAUUGCACGGAAGUUUUAUCAUAUGCUCCACUUCAAGGGUACAUUUGUGAUUAUGAUGGUUUCGCCAAAACAUCAAUAAUAUUCUGCUAUUUACUUAGUGCGGUUCUUUUUAUUAUGGUUGGAGGACUCACGCUUUGGAAUGUUUACCUUAUUUCGCAUGGGUUCACUUAUAUCGAUUACUUGCGGGAGAACGAUAGAAAAAAACGCCCAGCUUCUCGAAAUCGAAUAAACAAAGGGUUCAAGAGUAACUGGAAAAACUUCUUAGGACUCCGACGAAAUCGAUCCUUUUUCCAAUGUGUCAUCCUUCCAACAAGCUUACCACCAAUUACUUAUGACCAAAUUUGCAAGAAUGAUUCAUACGAUAUUGUUUAA